Molecule: messenger RNA, 2035 nt
Organism: Thunnus maccoyii (southern bluefin tuna)
Lineage: Eukaryota; Metazoa; Chordata; Actinopteri; Scombriformes; Scombridae
Exons: 6
Coding region: 508-1272 (254 amino acids)
Source: RefSeq, a predicted model, not a curated record
AUGAUACACAUUUCUCUUCUUAAAUUAUCUGAACAUACAAACAAAAAAGCUGUUAAAACUUAUAGCUCCUGUAAGCUUUACAAGAUAUGUAUUUAAUAAUUUCUUUUUCUCUUUUCUUUUUCUUUUAUUACAGCCUUUAGUCCCCCUGGCGUGUUUAUAGACACAGGUUGUAUACACAAGGUGCAGUUUACUUGCUGUAUACUUGUCUCAAUGAAGCUCUUAUAAGAAUAAAAAUCAAUUAAAUUUUCUGCUGUAGCCGAAAACUCAGUUGUAUUUAACCCAUGAAAAUUAGAGUCACUAAAAAUCUAUUUUCAAUGGUGAAUUUAUUAUUUCCGACAAUACCUAAAGGCAACCUGAUGCGUGUAAACUAAAUACUUAGGUUUACGAGUAUCAGUGAAGGCAGCAUGCGCAACGUGUUUACGUUGAACUUCCAACCGUUACAGUUCAGUUGAGUAACUCGUGAUAACUGUAGCUCGACAUCCCUGCUCACACGGAGUCAGUGUGAAGAUGAGUGCGAGUUUAAGGAAAUGUCAAUCCAUUCUGAUUACGGGCUCCAGCAGAGGAAUAGGACUGCAGCUGGUGAAAGAGUUAGCUAAAAGCACCGACCGACCCGCUACGAUAAUAGCGACAGCCCGCAACCCGACUGGCUCCAAGGAUCUGCAAGAGCUGUCCAGUGUCCCAGGUGUUCAUAUUGUGACACUAGACACAGACAGCCAGCAAAGUAUCAGCUCAGCCUUGGAGGAUGUCCAGUCCAUCGUAGGAAGUAAGGGACUGAACUGUUUGAUCAAUAAUGCUGCCAUCAACAUCUCUACAAACAUAGACACUGUUACCCCGGAGGCCAUGAUGAAGACCUUCCAGACAAACAGUGUUGCACCACUGUUUGUCACAAAGGCCUUCUUACCUCUGCUGCAGACUGCUGCACUUCAGUCCACGGGGAUGGGACUGCACAGAGCAGCAGUGAUCAACAUCUCCUCCAUCCUGGGCUCCAUCUCAUACACCUGUGGUGAAGGCGCUAGCUUUAAGAGCUACGCCUACCGCAUCUCCAAGGCGGCAUUGAACAUGGUGACGAGGUGUCUAGCUGCUGAUCUGGGGUCAGAUGGAAUCCUUUGUAUGUCUCUGCACCCCGGCUGGGUCAAGACUGACAUGGGAGGGCCUCUCGCUGACUUGACAGUAGAGGAGAGUGUCUCUGGACUGCUGACUGUCCUCUCCAAUCUCACAGAUAAUGACCAUGGAGGAUUCAAGGACCACCGUGGAAAUGAAUUACCAUGGUAAUUCAUGAAACAUCGGGUGUAAGAUUGUAAUCAAAAGUCUGCUCUGUUGAGGAAAUAUUCAAAGCAGCGUGUCCUGGUUUAUUGUAAACAGAUUGAAACAGAAAAAGUAGAAUUUUUUUGGCUAUUUCUCUUCUCCCCAUCAAGAAACUGAACAUAUAGAGAUAAAGGGCAAGCUGGUCAUGAGUGUGUUAUCACCGAUGUCUCAAACAUAAAACUUUUGUUUGAUGAAGAAAACUGCUCAGCAAGAUUUCAGAUGUUUGCCCAGAGCGGAGCAAAAUGUUGAGGUUUGCACUGGAAUGUCAGUAUUCUAAAUCUACAUGAAUGUGUGAUGUGUUUUUUAGGUCUCACCACAUUUGUCCAAUACAUCUUUGACGUUUACAUAUUAGGCUUGGGCUGUAUUAAGGUAGACCACGCUAUUUAUAAGUCCUAAAAGUAUAAUUUUCAAUAUCGUCCAAAACAUAUGCUUCCUUUUUCUUUUAAACUCAGAGACGUUCUAUUAACAUGAUGUAGUGUAGUGCAUAACACAUGCCAACAGAAGUCAGUCAGUCAUCAUAUAGGCAACUGAUGGAAGAGGCAGACAUCCGGACUGAGAAAGAUGGUCAUCAUCUGUUGGAAUGUUUUGUGUUCGGAUCCAAUGAUGCAGGCGAGCCAGCCAACACAGACAAAUCUCUAACCCUAAAUCUAACCCAGAUGAACAUUAAAACAUGUUUUUCUUGCUGUAAUCAUUCCUCCUGUUCAUACUGACCAUUAGAAGAUCCCUUCAU